CCAUUCGCGCCUAAAAAUUCGAAAAUCACACCAGUUUUCGAACGCGCGGAAGAAAUUCGAAAUUACGUCGCCCGCCGUUAAAUUUUGCUUCAGCUCACAUCUCUCAGUGUCAAAUCGAAUGCGUUUGUUUUGUGGUGUAUGAGAAUCGUUUUCCCGGUGAAAAUAGUGGUUUUUCCUGACAAUGGAGGAAGAGAAAUCCAACACUACGAAGCGUGCGAGAUCCCGAAAGAAGUUGAUGUACAAUAACAUCCGGAAGCAAAUGGAAUUCUACUUCAGCGACGCUAACAUCACGAAAGACCGCUUUUUGGGACAAUUGGUGAACGAGGAUCCUUAUGUUCCCCUCGAGAUCUUUCUCAGCUUCAACCGGAUGAAGCAGCUGACAGAGUGCGCGAAGGACAUUGCAAAGGCGCUGGCGAAGUCUCAGAUGCUGCAGUUGUCUGAGGAUGAGAAAAAGGUGCGCAGACGGACAAAGAUCAAUUGGAAGAUCAACUCUGACGAGUGUACGAUUUACGUGGAGGGAUUGCCUGCCAAGGCUGAUCAUGAGUGGAUGAAGACCACCUUUGGAGGCUAUGGAAGUGUGGUUUAUGUUUCGCUGCCCAAGUAUUCGGCCACAAAGAGGAUCAAGCAGUUUGGAUUUGUGGAGUUUGACGGCACUUCCGCAGUGGAGAAGACUCUGAAGGCCUUCCAGAAGUUCGGCGGAGUGCUGAGCUCUGAAAUGGAUCCGGCGGUGCUGCAGAGUGUCGUGUCGUUCAACCAGGAGCAGCAGGAGAAGCCCCAGGAAGAAGGCAAAGAUGCGCUGAAGGCGGACGAGGAGACUGAGGAGAGUGGCGAGGAGGAGAGAAGUGAACCGCCGGCCAAGAGACUGAAAGUGGAACAGUGCGAAGCGGAGGAGAAGACAAAGAAGGAAGACACAGAGCCAGAAAGUGCCCAAGAAGAGGAGAAAGCCGAUGACGCUGUGGCGACGGAUGAGAGGAAGACUCAUCGGCGGAAGAGGCACAAGUCAAAGAAGAACUCCUCGGCGGAGAGAGACUCAAUCUUUGACCUGAAGAUCAUGACGAAGAAGGAGUGGAAGAGACUGCGGAAUAAAUACCUCAAUCUGCAGCGCGAGAGAUUCAAGGAGGCGAAAGUCGCGCUGCAAGGCUUCAAUGGGCAUCGAAAUGUUGCCAAGUCGCCCACUUUGACGCUCUCCAAGUCGCCGGGAAGCAUGAAUUUCUACGGAGAGUCGAAGCCAGCGCCCAGCACGGGAAUCUCCAUGACGAAGGGUGUGAUUGUGGAGGUGAAACUGGCUGAGGCGCUCGUGGAUGUGAAGGACUUCAAGGCUGAGCUGCGACAGUACGAAUUUGUGAAGUACGUGGACGUGAAGGAGGGCUCAAUAUUGGCCUACAUUCGCGUGGAUACGCCAGAAUCCGCCGAGGAUCUCGUGAAGCGCUACACAGAUCCAGAGAGAGUGGCUAGCAUCCUGUCCGGAGACGCAGAGGAGCUGUACUGGCGCAAGAUCGCCGACGACAGAGAUGCCAAGAUUAAGAAAGUGGUGAAAGUGGAGAAACCCAAGCGUGGCCGGGAGAAGAUCAAGAAGAAGAUCAAUCAGCACAUCUUCUUCGGCCAGGAUGAGGACAAGGAGUGAAUCUGUGCCG
Messenger RNA from Phlebotomus argentipes, 1634 nucleotides. It is a transcript of the gene Larp7, whose product is annotated as la-related protein 7. Gene Ontology annotation, cellular component: nucleus. The record is from RefSeq and is a predicted model, not a curated record. NCBI's taxonomy places the organism in Eukaryota, Metazoa, Arthropoda, Insecta, Diptera, Psychodidae. Gene Ontology annotation, biological process: RNA processing. Gene Ontology annotation, molecular function: mRNA binding. The coding region runs from base 182 to 1624 and encodes 480 amino acids. The transcript has 2 exons.